AUGGCAUUCAUUCAUUUGGAGCUUUUGCGUCAUCGUCUUCCUGCCUCGCUCGAACAUAUGCUUACAUUCAUUUAUUUGGCAUACUCGAUGAUGGCUUUGUUGUAUGAGACUGUUCCGACGUUCGAAGACACUUGGAUUGAGUGUCUUGGCGACUUGGGCCGCUAUCGCAUGGCUAUUGAGGAUGAUGAUCUCAAGGAUAGAGAAGUGUGGACUUCAGUGUCUCGACACUGGUACUCAAAGGCUAGUGAUAAGGCUCCUCAAACGGGCCGUCUUUACCACCAUCUCGCAAUUUUGGCGCGCCCAAAUGCUCUGCAGCAGCUUUUCUAUUACACGAAGUCUCUCUGCGUGCCAGUUCCCUUUCUGUCUGCUCGCGAGUCAAUUAUGACUCUAUUUGACCCGCAUCUCAAUGGCACACAGACGAGGCUGCAGGAGAUCGACGCCGCCUUUGUGCGCGCUCAUGCAAUCCUAUUUUCGGGCAAGAAUACUGAUCAACUCUUAUCGUCAAUCAACGAGUUCAUCGAUAGCUUGGACAAUCACAUCGCACGUCACACUCGUCGCUGGCUGGAUAGCGCAUACUAUAUUUCUAUCGCGUUGGGUUGCUCACUUCUCGAAUACGGUAGCGAAAGCAAUCCCAUCAUGAGAGCUCUUAAAUCUGGCCGUGCCGAUGACGCAGACGUCCCAAUGGAAGAGGCUGAGACUUUCGCUGCUCCAACACAGAAGUUCCUGGACGCCUUGGAUUUCGCAGCUCGCACUCAUAAUGUUCACUUGUCUCAGUUCCCUGCAGCAAUGGGACUGAUAGAAGAGAAGAUGCCUUGGAAGCUCAUGGCUUUGCUUCUUAACACCGUCAUGCCAACCGAUAUCACUACUGAAACAAUCAAGAUCAUUGAGUCGGAAGAAUUCCCCCGGCCAGAUAAAGGUGACCCUCGUCCCCUGCCGGACGAUUUUGCGCAGCGAGGCCUCCUUUGGGUUGAUAAAUACUAUCCAAACGAUUGGUUCACGGCCACGAAAGUGGAUGACGAUGAAAAGUAUUUCGAGGUUGCGUCAAUGAUGGAAGAGCGCUCACAGCGCUGUCUUUGGCUGGGUUGUCGAUUAGCAACAUCGGGCAAGUGGUUGACUUACGACGAGGAAGCGAAGCAAUUCGGCGUGUCGCCGCAAUUCGAUAUAGAAAUCCCUGAUCUGAGCACCGAUGUCACACCUGCGGGAGCAUCUGAAGAUGCCGAUGUGAUCAUUCCAGAUGCGCCUGACGCAAGCCAAUGA
Colletotrichum scovillei is the source of this 1257-nucleotide messenger RNA. RefSeq lists its product as uncharacterized. The transcript has 3 exons. Gene Ontology annotation, cellular component: telomerase holoenzyme complex. Gene Ontology annotation, molecular function: telomerase RNA binding; protein binding; telomeric repeat DNA binding. Bases 1 to 1257 code for a protein of 418 amino acids. Gene Ontology annotation, biological process: nuclear-transcribed mRNA catabolic process, nonsense-mediated decay. The record is from RefSeq and is a predicted model, not a curated record. NCBI's taxonomy places the organism in Eukaryota, Fungi, Ascomycota, Sordariomycetes, Glomerellales, Glomerellaceae.